AUGGCGCAGAAAGGACAGGAGGUCACGGCAGCGCGAGGCAAGGAAGAACUCCCAGCAUCGCACGAAGACGCGCUGAAGCGCGGCGAGGAAGCCCUUACGAGCACCGAGGGUUCCGCCUCUGGCGGUGGGUUCUUCGCGCCUCUGAAAGACCUCGCCUCGCGGUUUAUGGGCCACGCGGCUCCUGAGACCGAGGAAGCUUUUCAGACCGGAUUGGACAUUCCGAUUAACACACAGGAUGUGCCCGCGGCUGAGACGUCUCAAAAGAUCGUCACACAGGAUGAGCCCGCCGCUGGUGACGUGUCGACUAAUAGCCAGGCUGCACGUGGCGUCCACGUGGACACGGCGGAGGGCGGGUCGACGAUUGGAUCGGGUCGAGAGGAGGCAGUUGGGGAGUUUCCGCAGCAAGAGAGGGAGCGGAGUGCAGAGAUGGCGAAGGAGAGUGCUAAGGAGGAAGCACGUAAGGCGACUGAAGAGGCGAAGGAGCACGCUGCGAGCGGAUGGGACGCCGCGAAACGCGGCGUUGCGGAGACUUCGGAGUCAAUCAAGCAGUCGGCGGAGGAAGCUUCAGAGAAAUUCAAGCAACCAGCGGCGCGCGAGCCGAGUGAAGAUGUGAGCCGGAAAGACGAUGAGACUGCUGCUGCGUCGGAGCGCGUUGCGCGAGAGGAGCCGCGGAAGGCGGCGGAAGGUGCAGCGGUGGCGGAGAGGGAAGCGGAGGAUGCGCGUGCAGGGGUGGCGGCGGGGAUUGAGGAGUCGAAGGGGAAGGCGGCACAGGCGCGAGAGGAGGCGGAAAAGCAGGCGGAGGAAGGCGCGCAGGGAGUGAAGGAGAUUGCGCGGGAGGCACAGGCGGAGGCGCAGGCGGAGGGAGAGAAGGCGCAAGGAUCGUUCGAGUCGAUGGCGGAGCGCGCGCGGGGGGUGAUGGAGCGCACGCUCGAAGGCAUUCAGGAGACCCUCGAGGCCGCGCGCGAGCGGUCCGCGCGGGCGGGGGAAACGGCGGAGCAGGCGGGCGAGACUGCGAGGGAGGCCGGGCGGGAGGCAUAUGAGAGGGGGAAGGGUUUUGCGACAGAGACCAAGGACGCGGCGGUGGAGAACCUCGAGGCGGCGGGCACGGUCACGGCGAGAGGGCUGGGCAAGGCGGCUGGCACGGUGGAAGGAGCGGCAGAGGCGGUUGGCGAGAGUGCCAAGGAAGCAGUCUCCGCGGCAGCAGAGCGCACGGCGGAGGGCAUCGAGUCUGCGCAGGAGGGAGCGCGGGGCGCGUACGAUCGCACGGUGGAGAACGUGUCCGCGUCCGCCGCUGGCGCGCACGAUCGCACGGCGGAAGGCCUCGAGUCCGCGCAGGAGGGCAUUGCAUCCGCGGAGGAGGGCGCGAAGGACGCGUACGAGCGCACGGCGGAAAACAUCUCCGCCUCCGCCGCUGGCGCGCGCGACACUGGCGCAGCUGCGACGGGCACCGUCGUGGGUGCAGUUGGGCAGAUCGUGCACUCGUUUGCGGAGAUGCUAGGCGUUGCGGGGAAACACGAAGUGGCGGAAGCGCCACCAGCGGAUGCGCCACCAGCGGAAGCGCCAGCGCUGCAGCGCCCGCUUGCUGCGGACGUGAAUGGUAGCGGAGAGCGUUCCGCCGCCCAUGAGCCCUACCGCGCGCCUGCCAGCCUCUCCGCGCACAGAUACGCGGAAAAAGACCAGCAGGAGGGGGGAGGUGGGGCAAGUGGCGGAGGGGACGCGGGGGAAGCGGAAAGGCGCGCGGGUAGGGCAAGCGCGGGGAAGGAGAAGGGGGCAAUGGAGCCGGGCCUGGGUGGGGGUGUGCGCUAUCAUCCUGAGCCCAGUGCUGAUCUGGGGGGUUCUGGUUUGAGCGCCACGUUUGCUGCUGGGAGCAAGGCGGAUGUUCCACAGAACUACCCUCACACCAGCCAGGAGAAGCGCGAAGAAUCUUCUGCAAGGGGUGCUGAUGUUGCCGCCACUGCUGGUGGUGGUGCUGUUGAGAGUGGUAAGAGUGGUACUACCAGUGGUUUACAUGGUAUUACCAGUGGUUCACAUGGUGCUGGUGCUACCGCAGAGGAAUCUGGCAGUGGGCAUGGUGGGGGUGAUGGAACGGCGGCCACUGAAACAGCAGCAGGCAGAUCCGCAGUGAAAUCGCCUUCCUCUGAUGAACGCGGCGUGUUUGGCGGCGGUGGUGUCCCUGGCGCCAGGAGCGUCCCCUGGGACCAGGUCAGCGUGGGGGGAGGCGUGGAUGAGAAAGGGGUGGACAGGAGGCAGCAGGUGGAGAUGCUUAAAGGGGGGGCGAGGGAGCCCCUUUGUAGAAUCACAAAGGCUGUGAUGGAUAAGACGGGGAUUGAGACUGUGGAGCCUAAGCACCGGAUCGCCAAGGAGAACAUAAUGACACCUAAAAUUGCCGGCCGGAGGGAGGAGCUGGGGAUUGUUGCAACGGCUGCUGAACAUGUGAAGGAUGCCAUGGUGGGGAGGAGGAGUGUGAGAGGGAAGGGGGAUGUGGAGAGUGCUAAGAUGGCUGAUCCUGAGCUGGGAAGGCUGGUGAAGGAAGCAAAGCAGAAGGAGCAGUAA
Closterium sp. Yama58-4 is the source of this 2553-nucleotide messenger RNA. NCBI's taxonomy places the organism in Eukaryota, Viridiplantae, Streptophyta, Zygnematophyceae, Desmidiales, Closteriaceae. The record is from the annotation of a GenBank genome assembly.